Musca domestica (house fly) is the source of this 633-nucleotide messenger RNA. Its product is annotated as cuticle protein 12.5. Lineage: Eukaryota; Metazoa; Arthropoda; Insecta; Diptera; Muscidae. The coding region runs from base 1 to 633 and encodes 210 amino acids. The record is from RefSeq and is a predicted model, not a curated record. The transcript has 2 exons.
AUGGCCAAAUUUAUGAUUGUCUUGUGCGCCUUGGUUGCCUGUGCCGCUGCCAAACCCGGUGUAGUUGCUCCUUUGGCUUACACAGCUCCUGUUGCUGCCGCAUAUGCCACUCCCUAUGCCGCUGCCUACAGCGCACCCUUGACUGCUGCCUACGCAGCUCCCUAUGCUGCCGCAUACACCGCUGCUGCCUACACUGCUCCCGUUGCCUAUACCGCUCCUGCUGCCGUUGCUGCUCCUUUGGCCUAUGCUAAUGCCCAUUUGGAUGCCGCCUAUGCCAGCAGCCGUGUCGAUGUAAAGCAAAACUAUAAUGCCGCUGUUGUUCCAGCCACUUAUGCUGCCGCUCCUGUAGCUGCUGCCGCCGUUGCCCCUGUUGCUGCUCCAGUUGCUCCUCUCAAGUACACCGCUCCAUUGGCCUACACCGGCCCAGCUGCUGCCGUCGCUGCUCCUUUGGCUUAUGCUAAUGCUCAUUUGGAUGCCGCCUAUGCCAGCAGCCGCGUCGAUGUUAAACAAAACUACAAUGCCGCUGUUGUUCCAGCCACUUAUGCCGCCGCUCCUGUUGCUGCUGCUGUAGCCCCAGUUGCUGCUGCCCCAGUUGCACCCCUUAAAUACACCGCUGCCCCAGUUUUGUUGUAA